Medioppia subpectinata is the source of this 504-nucleotide messenger RNA. The record is from the annotation of a GenBank genome assembly. NCBI's taxonomy places the organism in Eukaryota, Metazoa, Arthropoda, Arachnida, Sarcoptiformes, Oppiidae.
AUGGUUAAAAUUGAUGGUCAAUUAGAGCGACAGAUCGGAGCGGGUGUGGGAAGAGUAGAGAUGAAGCUGAUUGAGCCCGUGUUGACCACUUUCCACGUCGCGAAGGUAAGCUCUAACAAAGUGGACGACACGAUCCGUUACCUCUCACUGCACGACAAUAAGUACAUCCGUUACUUUCCCGGACACACCAAGAAAGUGGUGACACUCUGUAUGAGUCCCGUCGACGACACGUUCCUCAGCGGUUCGCUCGACAAGACUAUACGUCUGUGGGAUCUGCGGAGUCCUAACUGUCAGGGAUUGAUGCAUCUGUUGGGCCGACCGGUGGCCAACUUCGACCCCGAGGGCCUCAUCUUCGCGGUUGGGAUCAACUCGGAGUCAGUGAAGUUGUAUGACUUGAGGUCCUUCGAUAAGGGGCCGUUCAAUACGUUCAAACUUCCUCAGGACAAGGACUGCGACUGGACUGGACUCAAGUUCUCGCCCGACGGCAAGAUUAUCAUGAUUUAC